Molecule: messenger RNA, 442 nt
Organism: Sorghum bicolor (sorghum)
Lineage: Eukaryota; Viridiplantae; Streptophyta; Magnoliopsida; Poales; Poaceae
Exons: 1
Coding region: 78-395 (105 amino acids)
Source: RefSeq, a predicted model, not a curated record
GAAAUUCGUUAUGAUUUUUUUUCCAGGAAUCCAAAACCAAUGUCGAGGAGCCGCCAUCAAUCGAGGAGCCUCUGCACAUGCCAGCGCGGCGCACCAUCUUCCACAACACGGCCAGGGAGGACGGCGCCGUGGACGACUUCGACGAGGGGACUUGGAGGUACUUCACGUUCGACGAGCAGAGCCUGUCCGCACUGAGCCGGAGGCUGCAAGAGGAGACCAAGCACAAGGACUUCGUCAUCUGCCGCCGGAGCGGCGGCGCCGUGCCUAGGCUGUUCCCCGUCGUCCUGGACCUGCCGCCCGGCAACGACGAGAUGGAGUUUGUCCUGGUCCUGGUGCCAUCUAGAGGUGCUACUCUACUACUACUGGAGCUUAUGGCUCUCCUGAACAUAUUCUAGGCAUUAUGAAACAAUUGCUAACAUUGUGCAUCAACUGUAACUGCAGC